UCAUCUUUUUACUAGAUAUUUUAUAAUAAUGUCUUUACUCGUUUAUAGGAAUUUGGUGAAUUUAAAUUUAUAAAUGAAUAUUAUAAUUGUACAAUUUGGUUAUGGUUAUAAAGCUUGGCAUAAAUGGAUUUGGGCGAAUUGGAAGAGUUAUCUUUAGAACCUGUUUGGAAAGAUCUGAUUUCGAAGUGGUGGCUAUUAACGAUCCUGCUAUUAAUAUCGAAUAUAUUUGUUAUCUGAUUAAAUUUGAUUCUACACAUGGAAAAUUCUCAGGAACAGUGUCCUAUUAUAGCAAUGAAAUCGUUAUUGAUGGUAAAAAAAUUAUGGUUUUUCAUGAAAAAUUACCGGUGAAUAUUCCAUGGUCCAGUAUUGGUGCACAAUAUGUUAUUGAGGCAUCAGGCAUGUUUACCAACUUGGAAAAAGCUUCGGGGCACCUAAAAAGUGUUGGUGUCAAACGUGUGAUCGUCACUGCCCCAAGCGUCGAUAUACCAAUGUUAGUGGUAGGAGUGAACGAAGAUAUGAUUGGAAUUGAUCAAAAGGUUAUUUCCUGCGCGUCGAGCACAUUGUAUUGUUUGGCGCCAAUUAUAAAAAUAUUAGAAGACAAUUUUGGUGUAUCGGAGGGUUUCAUAACUAGUAUUCAUGCUAUGACGCCAUCGUUGAAACCUUUGGAUGGGCUAUGUUUGCGGGGAAAGCACUGGCGAGACCACAGAAGUAUCCACCAAAAUAUAAUCCCCGCUGCAACAGGUGCCUGUAAAGCACUAAACAAAAUCAUCCCACAGGUCAAAGACAAAAUGUCUGGUCUUGCAUUUAGAGUACCUAUAGUUAAUGUAUCUGUCUUGGAUAUAUCUAUAAGAUUGAACGUGGAAACAUCUUUAGAAGAGAUUAUUCAAUGUGUCCAAAAGUAUAGCGAUACGAACAUGAAAAACAUAAUCACAAUUUCCAAUGAAGAAUCUGUAUCUUCAGAUUUUCUUGGUGAAGACCAUUCGUGCAUUUUAGAUACGACUUCCAGUAUACAAUUAACGCCGAAUUUCUAUAAACUAGUAUGUUGGUAUGAAAAUGAAUAUUCGUAUGCGUGUCGUGUUAUUGAUAUCAUACAUUUUUCGGAAAAACAACAUUUAACCGCACCUUUGUCAAGGCUUACUUAUACACACUCCACCUCGUCAAGAGGAACAACAACCGAGAGUAUUAGGAGCAUGUUUCUUCCUAGACAUUACCGCUUCGAAGUUUAUCCAAACAUGGUCUGUAGCGCAUCUCAAGAUACUGGUUUUCGAAUGAAAUUGCCACUUCGAUCCCCUCUAACGAAAAAUACGCUGACUAUUCGCAAUUCACCCACAAAUGAGACAACAUUAAACCGCGUUAUCAAUAAAACAAAUGAAAUAUUCAAAGUGUGGAAUGAUGUUGAGGUCAAUAAAGAUCCAUUGCGACGAAAUACGAGUUCAUUCUUUCAAAGCUGCAUGGCAUUAGCACCUGGUCACGUGGAACGCAGUAAAUACCUAAAUAAUAGGGAACAUUUGAAAAAAGUUAAAGAAGAAUUUUCUAAAAUGGUCACAAUGACAGAAGAUUUAUUAAAAAAAUCAAGUCAUAGCAGGAAUAAAAUGGAAGACAAUGCAGAGAAAAUACCCGAAAAAAAUUUAGCCGAAAAUCCGAUUAUGAAAGAAGAUAAAGAGGAGAAAGACGUCAAAGAAGUCGAGAAUACACAAGAACUAAAUCCAAUGGGAGGUGAUUUUAAUAAAGUUAAUAGUGUUACAAGGAUAUUUGACCAAAGUGAAGUUAAAACAGACCCAUAUAACAAGAACAUAGUAAAUAUAUUAAAACCAAUUAAGGCAGGCGAUUUUUACGAAAAUACGUCAUAUGAAACUAUUUUACUUCCUCACCAAACACAAAUUAAUUUGCCACAUUCCCUUUGUAAAACACCAGCUGUAUGCAAAACAGUAACCGAUCCAUUGAAAACUGAAGUACCUAGUAGUCCAAACGAAUCAGAAGAACGUAAUGAACCGAAUAGUAACGAAAUAGAAUGUGACAAAACUUCUUUCAUAGAAAUUGCACAGAAUUUAACUGAAGAUGACGCACAAAAAGUUCAAGAUACUCAUACAAAUGUGAACAAUGUUAAAAAUUACAAAAGCUAUAUUAUAAGCGUGGAAUGUAAUUCACAAUCGGACUCAAAUAAAAUCACAGCUAAAGAGAAUCAUAGUAAGGUUGAAGAUGAUACCAAUAAACCAAAUAUUAUAUCCCACAAAACAACUGAAAAUAAUUUACAAACAAAACAAAAUACUGUGGAAAAUGUAUUACGUAAAUAUACUACGAACAAUGCUUUUAUGGUAUCUGAAAAUUCCACAGGUCCAAGAUUUAAAAGAAAUAAACAGGAUAUAUUUGAUAAAUUAGAUAGCGCAAGCGCCUCUGAUUCUGAAAAUUCAUUUACCGAAAGAAAAUCGCAAAUCAUAAACAUAACAGAUUUAACGAAUUCAGUAGAGGAUCUUGCAAGAUUAGAUAAAAUUUGUAGAAUAAUCGAAAUUUCAGAUGAACUGUCAGAUAAAUUAUUUUCUACUUUAAAUGACCCUGAGUCUAUGGGGCUAGAAAAAAAAGCUUGGUCUUUCAAAGAUUUGUGUGAAAGGCUAAAGUUGGAUGAAUUUUGUAAUAAAAUUUUUGGUCAGUGAUGUCAGCAACAAUUUUUGAAUUUUUGGAAAAAUAAAAAAAUAAAUUUAUUUCUA
This is a messenger RNA of Colias croceus (clouded yellow), 2705 nucleotides long. RefSeq lists its product as uncharacterized. NCBI's taxonomy places the organism in Eukaryota, Metazoa, Arthropoda, Insecta, Lepidoptera, Pieridae. The coding region runs from base 102 to 2651 and encodes 849 amino acids. Gene Ontology annotation, molecular function: NAD binding; oxidoreductase activity, acting on the aldehyde or oxo group of donors, NAD or NADP as acceptor. The record is from RefSeq and is a predicted model, not a curated record. The transcript has 7 exons.